Heterobasidion irregulare TC 32-1 is the source of this 1375-nucleotide messenger RNA. RefSeq names its product AAA family ATPase, CDC48 subfamily. Bases 145 to 1257 code for a protein of 370 amino acids. Gene Ontology annotation, cellular component: mitochondrial outer membrane. NCBI's taxonomy places the organism in Eukaryota, Fungi, Basidiomycota, Agaricomycetes, Russulales, Bondarzewiaceae. Gene Ontology annotation, molecular function: ATP hydrolysis activity; ATP binding. The record is from RefSeq and is a predicted model, not a curated record. The transcript has 9 exons.
GUUUUCGGUUCGAUCCAUUGUUUCUUGUCCUGGUCUCUCUUUGAACACUUCAGUGAUUGCCUGGUGUAGCCUGGUGUAACUGGAAAAUUGCGACCAUAGUGCAGAGGUUUUGUGCCCGAAGCGCUUACGCCUCCGUCAUCAGCCAUGGCGAUGUCUUCUACGACAAAGAAAGCGUUGCUUGAUGUGGCGAUCUUUUUGGCCUCUCAAGCAGCCAUGUGGUACACCGUCCAUUGGAUGCUGGACUCGUUCAGCCCGAACCGGGAAAAAGAGGUAAAAGCCAAGCCCCUCGAAGCAUUGAAGAAACUAGGACACGAAAAGCUGGAGCUCGACGAGUAUGAAAAAACCAUCGCAUCUGAAGUCAUUCAUCCCGACGACAUCACUGUCCGGUUCGCGGAUAUCGGUGGUCUCGACGACAUCAUAUCCUCGUUACAGGAAUCAAUCAUCUUCCCUCUGCUCUACCCUUCCCUCUUCAAUGCAUCCUCGACUCUUCGUACCGCGCCAAAGGGUGUAUUGCUCUACGGUCCGCCCGGGUGCGGGAAGACAAUGCUUGCGAAGGCGCUCGCAAAAGAGUCUGGCGCGACAUUUAUCAAUAUUGCCGUGUCGGUUCUCACUAACAAGUGGUAUGGCGAGUCGAACAAGCUUGUCGCCGGCCUGUUCAGCCUCGCGCGCAAGGUACAGCCAUGCAUCAUCUUCAUCGACGAAAUCGACUCGUUCCUGCGUGAGCGCACUAAGGGCGAUCACGAGGUCACUGCUAUGAUGAAGGCAGAGUUUAUGACGUUGUGGGAUGGGCUGCUAUCUGCGUCGGACCGGAUAUUGGUUCUCGGCGCCACUAAUCGCAUCCGUGAUAUUGACUCUGCGAUACUGCGCAGGAUGCCGAAGCGGUUCCCUCUUCUUCUCCCGGACGUCAAUCAACGACAGAAGAUUCUAACUCUGAUGUUGAAGGACGUCUCUCUCGCCCCUGACUUCCCAAUUCGCAUGCUGGCGGAGUCUGCGGAGGGUUUGUCCGGUUCGGACCUCAGGGAGCUCUGCCGCAACGCGGCUAUGGUUCCCGUGCGCGAAUACGUUCGCCAGGCCGGCGGAAACGCCGCACUCCUUGCUCAGGGUCAAGCUGAAGGAUUCGACCUGCGGCCGUUGACGCUCACCGAUUUCUUGCAGACAGAUGGCAUCAGCAUGCCGUUGAUGCCUGAUCGCUCGCGUAUCGAUGUCCUCUUAGAUGACGAUGGCGACUCCCUCGAGCGCACCGAAGAAACUUCUUGACAUACGACGCAGUGAGUCUUACGCGCCGCAUCAGCUGUGCUUUUGUGAUAGACCUAUGUAUGUUCGCACGUAUCUUCGGCACAGAAUAAUGCCUAUCCUAGAAUUUUAAUCCAAGCUU